Messenger RNA from Trichoplax adhaerens, 480 nucleotides. RefSeq lists its product as uncharacterized. The record is from RefSeq and is a predicted model, not a curated record. The annotation marks the transcript as partial. NCBI's taxonomy places the organism in Eukaryota, Metazoa, Placozoa, Uniplacotomia, Trichoplacea, Trichoplacidae. The transcript has a single exon. Gene Ontology annotation, molecular function: amino acid kinase activity.
AUGUCAGGGCGUCCAAAAGUAACUAAAAUACAAGUCCGUCAAACCGCUUCACGCCUUCUUGGCGUUGCCAUUGAAACCAUCAUUGGUGUCCGUCAACUGGAAAGUUUCGAGGAUUGCAAUUAUCAUAUUAAAAUCAACAACAAAGAGAAUGAUUGCAAUGAUCAAUUUAUCCUCAAAAUCUUAAAUCUGCAAAGUAAUCUAAUCAAAGAUGCAAUUGAAUGUAAAAUCUUAGCUUGCCAAUUUCUUAGCCAAUCAGGAAUCCAAUGCUCAAAACCAGUUCAACUGACCAAUGGCAGCUAUAUGGAUAUGGUGACAUUUUUAUCUUCUGAUAGCGCUGAAAACACCGUUCACAAUGAUCAUAUCGUAUUUAUAGUAGAAUAUUUACAAGGUAUCUUAUUACGUGAUAUGGAGCCUAAAUUUGAUAAUACGCUGAUGUACCAAUUAGGCCAAACAAUCGCAACCAUGGACAAACAACUUCUC